Messenger RNA from Eucalyptus grandis, 776 nucleotides. RefSeq lists its product as uncharacterized. Lineage: Eukaryota; Viridiplantae; Streptophyta; Magnoliopsida; Myrtales; Myrtaceae. The record is from RefSeq and is a predicted model, not a curated record. The transcript is spliced from 6 exons. The coding region runs from base 100 to 459 and encodes 119 amino acids.
AUUCCUUUUAUCUUUCUCUCUCUUCCUUCAUCUCUCUUAUUAGAGAGAGAGAGAGAGAGAGAGAGAGGGGUUUGCAUUUGCGUCUGCAUCGGAGAGAGGAUGGACGAGCAAGAAUUCAAGCGCCUCCUGGAUCUCUUCCCUCCCGUCCGAUCCCGCGACUACUCUGCUGAUGAAGAUUCUUCAGGACAGUCAACCUCUCAGUCGUCAAGAGAUAGUUUGGUGAAGGAAUUGCGAGGUGCAUUGGGUGAGGUCGAGGACAGCGAAUCAAGGAAUGUAGUGGAACAGUCUGAUGCAUUCUGGGGGAAACUUCGAUUGGCUGCUGAGAGGAAGGUGGGUGCUGCUGAGGCAGAGCGGUUUUGUGAGGCUUUUCGACAAGUUCAUAGGAAACUGGUGUAUGAAGAACUGACGUUAGAUGCUGCUAAAAAAUUCAUUGACUUGUCAAAAAGUCAGAGUGAAUAGCUUCUUUCUGGGUUGUCCUCGUUGAGAUCCGGACCUUGUACCCAAGUUGUUCAUGUUUCCUUCUUUAUCUUCAGCUUAGCUGUUCUUGUGUACAAUCAUUUCCCGGACUCUGGAACGGAAAUGCAUAGUUAUAAGGUAGGCGACUGCACAUUGAACAGAUAAUUGUUGGGACAGAUCUCUCUCUCUCUCUCUCUGGUGUUUUGUUUGGGGGGGUUGGUUUGGGACCACGAGUGCCAUUGAUCAUGUAGGGUCAUCUACUCUCUCUAUAUGAGCCAUGCAGUUCUCUAUUGUCCUGGCUAUGUGAAGCGUUUCAGACA